Molecule: messenger RNA, 966 nt
Organism: Helobdella robusta
Lineage: Eukaryota; Metazoa; Annelida; Clitellata; Rhynchobdellida; Glossiphoniidae
Exons: 8
Coding region: 1-966 (321 amino acids)
Molecular function (GO): protein binding
Source: RefSeq, a predicted model, not a curated record
AUGGAAACCCUCUAUCUCAAAUGCAUCUGGGAGUGUGUUCCAGAAGUCAUUUUUGGCGUCUUCAGAUUCACCGGUCUUUGGUUCAUAUGCAGAGAAAAAAGAUCGGCUCUUGGAACAUUCGCUCACUUUGCGCAACGGGUGGCGCAAGGAUUCUCGUGGACGAAUUGUCGCGAUACGGUUUAUGGGCCUGCAGGAAAUGCCUCUGUAAACACAGUUGAUUCUAACGGGAAUUCACUUCUGCAUACAGCAGCUGCUUAUGGUUACUACCAGCUCAUUGAAAUAUUUAUUAAAUAUGGAGCUGAUAUACAUAGACGAGGAUAUUAUGGCAUGUUACCUAUUCAUUUGGCCUGUAUGCAUGGGCAUCAUGAAUGUUUCAGAUUGUUGUUGAAUGUUGCUGUUAAAACUAUAGAAACAUCAAAGAACGAUCUGCUAAUGGAGGAUGUACAAAUAGGAGAAAAUAUCACUAGAACAACUUCACUAUUCAACGUAAACGUUGUUGAUGACCUUGGCAGAAGCUGUUUGCAUACUGCUUCAAUUGGAGGUAAUGUAGGUAUUGUAAAUUUGCUUGUGGAAUCGGGAGCAUCUUUGGAGAUGUCUGAUAAUGACGGCAGGCGUCGUCUAAACUUCUUUGGUCACAUAGCUCGUGCCAGUCCCAUGAAGGAUCAUUACCGGGCUUUUAAAGCUGUCAUAGACCGACCCGCCACCGGACUGGACUCGACAGCGCGGCCGUCCAGGACAAUCAUGGGUCGGCUCAGUGGAGAAGGACCUGUCCCUCAUCAACUACGGUCCUUACUUGCUCAUGAUUGCUUGAAAUGGAUUCCUGUCAUCUACUCGCUCUCCCAGUCAACUCAAGUUCAACCGCAGCAAUUCAAGAAUCAAAACUUACGACGCAAUCAAAAGUUUCAGAGUUUGAUGAUUACACCCUAUACCGCAGGGACCGUGAAUGCGGGCGAGGUGGCGGUUUGA